AUGGAACAAGAAAUAAUAGAAAUGAUUGAUUGGGUUGAUGGUCAUGUUGAUGAAGAAGGUGAUGUUGCAAGAGAAGUGGAGGAGGGUGAGGGUGAGGGUGAUGGUGAAGUUGGAACAGAAAUGGAGGAGGGUGGGUGUGAGGGCGAUACUAAAAUUGGAACAGAAAUGGUGGGGGGUGAGGGUGAUGGUCAUACUGUAGUUGGAACAAAAAUGGUGGAGGGUGAGGGUGAUGAUCAUACUGUAGUUGGAACACAAAUGGUGGAGGGUGAGGGUGAUGCCCAAGUUGAAACACAGAUGGAGGAGGUUGACAGUGAUGUUGCUAAAGAGCUGCAACAUGUAGUGGAGGCUGAGGUACAUGAUGUAGAGGAGGCUAAGGUACAUGAUGUAGAUGAUUUUGAGCUAGAGGAUGUAGAAGAGGAUGAGGAUGUAUGUAAGGGUGAGGAUGAGGAUUUAGAUGAGGCUGAUGAGGGUGAUGUACAUGAUGAUGAAGAUGUAGAUGAGGAUGUACAUGAGUUGGAUGAAGAUGUAGAUGAUGAUGAAGAAAGUCUAGUUGAUGUCAGCAUUCAGUGUGACAUUGGGACUUCUAAUGGAAAUGUGAGAGAAGAACCUUGCAUUUCACGGACAACUGAUAAUGAUGAUAUUGAUGAUGUGAGUGGCUUGUUUGACAUUGAGUGGUUGUCAGAUGAGUUGGUUAGUGGUCCAGAUAGUGAGGAGGAUGAUGAUUCCAUUAAGAUAGGGUUUCCCACUUUUAGUAUGCCUAAAAGUUUGGAGGAAUAUAAAUGA
Molecule: messenger RNA, 783 nt
Organism: Vigna radiata var. radiata (mung bean)
Lineage: Eukaryota; Viridiplantae; Streptophyta; Magnoliopsida; Fabales; Fabaceae
Product: coiled-coil domain-containing protein 1-like
Exons: 1
Coding region: 1-783 (260 amino acids)
Source: RefSeq, a predicted model, not a curated record